ACUUCCGAGGGAAACAAAUGAAUAAGUCACACAGUUCCUCGCACCACCCGGAAGAACAGUGGCGCAGUUACACUUGGUGACUUGUCUGAAAGGGCGAAAUAUUAUUUAUGAUUGGUGACUUCUGGAUGCCCUCUACACCACAGCACACUGAUACAAGAAGCUAACCGUAUACGUGACCCUGUGCAGAAAGAAACUAACCCUGGGUCUGAGUCAGGACAUGAUAUAAAAGAGGAAAGUGUGAGGAGGAGUGAAGCUGAGGAGAAACAAACAGAAUCCCCUCUUAAUAUCCCAAAGCCUGAAGAAGAAGAAGAAAAAGAGAUGGCAAGCGAUAAACAUGAGGAAGAAGUGAAGAGGGAUGAGAACGUCCAACCACAGAAUAAAAGUGAGUUGUUUUCAGAGGACACAGGAACGCCUUCCUGUCAACCUCCAGACCCUGUGCAGAAAGAAACUAACCCUGGGUCUGAGUCAGGACAUGAUAUAAAAGAGGAAAGUGUGAGGAGCAGUGAAGCUGAGGAGAAACAAACAGAGAAGACGACUGAGAAACAACAUCACUCUGUCACAGAACCAAAAAUAGACACGGAGGGAGAAAAGGGCCAUACACCUGAGAAAAAUGAAGAUCUGUCAGGUGAUCCUUUGCUAGUUAAUGUACCUAAAGAAGAUGGCCCAUCAGGUGAUAUUUUGCAAGAUAAUGCACAUAAGGAAGAUGAUGAGGACACAGGAACGCCUUCCUGUCAACCUCCAGACCCUGUGCAGAAAGAAACUAACCCUGGGUCUGAGUCAGGACAUGAUAUAAAAGAGGAAAGUGUGAGGAGCAGUGAAGCUGAGGAGAAACAAACAGAGAAGACGACUGAGAAACAACAUCACUCUGUCACAGAACCAAAAAUAGACACGGAGGGAGAAAAGGGCCAAAAACCUGAGAAAAAUGAAGAUCUGUCAGGUGAUCCUUUGCUAGUUAAUGUACCUAAAGAGGAUGGCCCAUCAGGUGAUAUUUUGCAAGAUAAUGCAUGUAAGGAAGAUGAUGAGGACACAGGAACGCCUUCCUGUCAACCUCCAGACCCUGUGCAGAAAGAAACUAACCCUGGGUCUGAGUCAGGACAUGAUAUAAAAGAGGAAAGUGUGAGGAGCAGUGAAGCUGAGGAGAAACAAACAGAAUCCCCUCUUAAUAUCCCAAAGCCUGAAGAAGAAGAAGAAAAAGAGAUGGCAAGCGAUAAACAUGAGGAAGAAGUGAAGAGGGAUGAGAACGUCCAACCACAGAAUAAAAGUGAGUUGUUUUCAGAAACUAUUUGGACUGCAGCUGUUGUCAUUCUGAUAGCUUUGGUUUGUGCAUUAUGUCAGCGUAGUCCUGACUCAACUUCAUCUAAAACAAAGGAGGUUAAUGUGGUGGACCUGUUCAAUCAGGAAAUGAAAAAACUUGAGACCACCUUUCCAAAUCAGCAUGCAGAGCUCUGGAGGAGGAGCCUUAUUCAUCUCAGGCGCCACCUAAAGACAAAGAACCCCACUGAACCCGUCAGCCUGAUUCUGACAUCCGAUCGCAGAGCUGAAAAGACACUUGGUUGCCUGGCCCUGUGCUUGGCCCGAGCCUUUUCUACUGCCCAUAACUCUUCAGUUCUGAAGAUUAAUGGCAAAAACAAAGCAUCACAAGACAGCGAUCAGGUCAAGCUGGACAUUGAUAGUGAAUUGAGAAAAGCCUUUGAGGGUAAAAAGUCUGCUGCAGUUAUCCACCAUUUUGAGGAGCUCCCUCCUGGAUCUACUCUCAUCUUCUACCGUUACUGCGACCAUGAGAAUGCGGCUUAUAAAGAUGUCUUCCUGGCCUUUACUGUAAUGCUGGAUGCAGAAGUGGAAUUGCCAUCCAGUGUCAGUCUAGGAAGAGUUGAGGAGAUGGUUCAAGAGCACAUAAAACACAAGUUUGUCUCCUCUGACAAGUCAGCUAUGUUUAAUCAAAUGGAUGUUGACAAACUAGGUGGACUGUGGAGCCGAAUUUCACAUCUCAUUUUGCCAGUUGCUGCAGAAAAGAAAAUUGAAGAGCAGGGCUGUGUGGAUUGUGACAAAUAAUUUUGAAAAUGGUUAUCAGACAUGUUUUUUCCACAAAUUACUUUUAACUUUAAAUAUUAGUCUCAUACUUUGGAUACAAAAAAAUAUAUAUAUAAAAUGCAUUUAGGUAUGUGCUGCUGCAUAGGCCUGUUUUCUUGCUUUAACACUAAAUUACAACUUUUCAGAUUAUGAAAUUUCUAAAAGGAUAUAAUUAAGGAAGUUUCUACAUUUUUAGCUCCUCUUUCUUUGUUAUAUGUAGAUGUGUUUGCGUCUAAAUUAAGUCUUACAUUAAAGUUAUUUUUAAUCUGUAAAUUUGGUUGGCCAGGGAUGGACGUUAUAAUUGUUGUGUGAUUGAUUUUUCUUUUGUUAGAGAAAAUAAACGUGCCUUAAUAAAUCUAUCAGCUCUG
This is a messenger RNA of Carassius carassius (crucian carp), 2438 nucleotides long. RefSeq names its product torsin-1A-interacting protein 2-like. The transcript is spliced from 15 exons. Lineage: Eukaryota; Metazoa; Chordata; Actinopteri; Cypriniformes; Cyprinidae. Gene Ontology annotation, biological process: membrane organization. Bases 319 to 2052 code for a protein of 577 amino acids. The record is from RefSeq and is a predicted model, not a curated record. Gene Ontology annotation, cellular component: membrane. Gene Ontology annotation, molecular function: ATPase activator activity.